AUGGAUAGCUUCUCACCGGAGAGUCGAGCUGCGGUGCAAGAGGCAUUCAAUGCAUUGCGCGGGUCGAUUGGCAAGGCGCUUGACACUGAGCUUGAAAAGAGGAAACAGAAAGACUCGGAGCGGAACGAGUCGUUGCGGGAAGAGCUGGAAAUUUUGAGGUCUCGCGCUGAAUACAUCGAUCGGGUGGAGCAGGAAAACUCGUCGCUCAGAAACAAAUUGCUGCGAUUCCACCAUCAGAACCGCGACACCGAAUCGCCAAGAGAUACACCUCGCCCCAGCAUUUCUGUACAGGACAAAGCUACAAACACAGAUCCUCCACCAAAUGAAUCAUUCGAUAAGGAAAAUGACGUGGAGCGGGUUCUACACGAGAGCCACAAAGUCCUCAGGAGGUACAACGCCUUAAACAAGAACUUCAAGCUGUUGAAGGCAGAGUACCAGAAGCAGAAGGACCUGAUCAAACAAUGGGGCGAGUACUCAACAUCCUUGGAGGCGAAGAUCAAAAGAAUCGAGGACAGGCAUGGACAGUCAAUCGACCCUACGCCUGCAUUUGAAUCCGCAUCGGAGCCUAGCAGGCCUCGUGCGGCUGCAACCCCAAGCUUCACCGCAGAUCCUGGUGUGGAACCUGAUCAAGCAAAUGGAAUCGCGGAACCUCAGCUAGCUGCACAGCCUGAUCUUCCAGCAGAUCCACCUCGAGACGAAGGAAAUCUACCCUCAGGACACACGAGUGAUAGAGACACGACAGAGAGCGGUAAAGACGCCGAUGAGCAGACUCUUCCUCCCUUGAGGCAAAACGUCAAUGUCACGACAGAGGUUUUCGUCAAGCCCGAGCCCUCUUCCGAUGGCCCUAUUUUUGUCUCGGAGCGCUCAGUUGGGAAGAGAAAGCGUGCGGACGACCAGGUCACUGAUCAAACCACACGGACCAGAAUCAAAAUCGAAAGUUCCGGGCUUUCUAACAGCUUGCCUUCCACCCAGAUCCAGGAAAGUAUGGAUUUGGACGAACUUGGACCGAGGGUCACAACGCCGAGGAGAAAGAGACAUGCGGAUCUCGAGCGAGAUAAGAGCUUCAACUCGGUCACCGUCAGGCCGGACAACAUCAGCACGCCGGCUGCCAAACCUCUUCAGAACUUUGCGGUCUUAACGCCAGUCAACCCUAAUGUGAUGCCCGUGCAUCCGCAAGAGAAGAAGGCUGUCGAGAACCCCAGCAGGAAAGGACUCGCUCAAGGCAUAAGAAGCCUUGCCGAGGACGGCCUUACUUACAAAAAGACUGGUCGCGAAGAGCCAGCAGCCCGCCGGUCGUUUGAGUACCCUCCUAAAUACAGCGCCAUCAGAAGAGACGCCAACCAUAACGCGGUCGGCGCCUCGACUUCGUGGCAAUGA
Molecule: messenger RNA, 1377 nt
Organism: Colletotrichum chrysophilum
Lineage: Eukaryota; Fungi; Ascomycota; Sordariomycetes; Glomerellales; Glomerellaceae
Exons: 3
Coding region: 1-1377 (458 amino acids)
Source: RefSeq, a predicted model, not a curated record